Messenger RNA from Trichoderma virens Gv29-8, 492 nucleotides. RefSeq lists its product as uncharacterized. Gene Ontology annotation, molecular function: DNA-binding transcription activator activity, RNA polymerase II-specific; transcription cis-regulatory region binding. The coding region runs from base 1 to 492 and encodes 163 amino acids. The record is from RefSeq and is a predicted model, not a curated record. NCBI's taxonomy places the organism in Eukaryota, Fungi, Ascomycota, Sordariomycetes, Hypocreales, Hypocreaceae. Gene Ontology annotation, cellular component: RNA polymerase II transcription regulator complex. The transcript is spliced from 3 exons.
AUGCCUGCAAGACGAAGGAUUAACAAUGAUGAAAAGGAUAUACUCGACGGUAUUGUCGCGCAAUUGAAGAGCCUUACAGACCCUGCGCCGUUCCAUUCGCAUGCUGCCGCCAAUCGUAGCCGCCUAGCAGAUGACGAGCAUCACGCUGGCGCUGGGAUCCACAUUCGUUGUCAUAGCAUAUGGACAUCAGCUCCGGCUCAGCGCAAAACACUAUCUAGUGGAGAUACUCAGCCACUACCUCCUGACAGGAAGACGAGACGAAGAGAGAAGAACCGAGUGGCUCAGCGAGCAUUUCGGCAGCGCAAGGAGAACCAUGUUAAGCAGCUCGAGGACAAGGUGGCGGCUCUUGAAGCGGCUCAAGCUAAAAUUGAGGCCGAGAAUGCCAAGUUGCAACAGGACUUGGCAAGAGCGAAAGCUGAGAAUACAAUGCUCCGCUUCGUAACUUUUCUCGCCGCUGUGGAGCGCAAAAUUAUUAAUGCUGUUUCAAAUUAG